Molecule: messenger RNA, 237 nt
Organism: Trichomonas vaginalis G3
Lineage: Eukaryota; Parabasalia; Trichomonadida; Trichomonadidae
Product: protein of unknown function, DUF4106 family
Exons: 1
Coding region: 1-237 (78 amino acids)
Source: RefSeq, a predicted model, not a curated record
AUGGACACAGACACAGGCAUGCACCAAAACCAACACAACAACCAACAGUUCAAAAUCCAGCACAACAACCAACAGUUCAAAACACUGCACCACAACCAACAGUUCAAAACACUGCACCACAACCAACAGUUCAAAACACUGCACCACAACCAACAGUUCAAAACACUGCACCACAACAACCACAAACAGAGCAAGGACAUAAAAGAAGUAGAGAACAAGGAAACCAAGAAUUCUUAA